CCUCCUUCCUCUCGCGAUUCUUGCGGCUCCGUGCGCCGGAAGUGAUCCUCUUGCGGUGGUCUGUCAGGACUAGAGCGUCAGGAGAAGGAAGAAAGGAAGGGCUCUAGUCGUGUUUGUGCGCCUGCGUGGGUCGGGACGUGGUGCUGUGAAGAGUGUAAAGAUUAGACUAAGAAAAGAAAAGAGGAGCCAUGUUUCGAAGACCUGUGUUGCAGGUACUUCAUCAGUUUGUAAGACAUGAGUCUGAAAUAGCUAGCAGUUUGGUUCUUGAAAGAUCCCUGAAUCGUGUGCAGUUACUUGGGCGAGUGGGUCAGGACCCUGUGAUGAGGCAAGUGGAAGGAAAAAAUCCAGUCACGAUAUUUUCUCUAGCAACAAAUGAGAUGUGGCGAUCAGGGGAUGGUGAAGAAUACCAAAUGGGUGAUGUCAGUCAAAAGACAACAUGGCACAGAAUAUCAGUAUUCCGGCCAGGCCUCAGAGAUGUGGCAUAUCAGUAUGUGAAAAAGGGGGCUCGAAUUUAUGUGGAAGGGAAAGUAGACUAUGGUGAAUACAUGGAUAAAAAUAAUGUGAGGCGACAAGCAACAACGAUCAUAGCUGAUAACAUUAUAUUUCUGAGUGACCAGACAAAAGAGAAGGUGUAGAAUGGACGAUUCUUCUUUGGCCGUUGUUUGACCCUCAUCUCCCACCUUUUUCUUUCUUGUCUGAAAUGUGGACAUUUCAUGGUUGAAUCUCCACUCACCAUGUUGGACCAGGAGGCGAUCUUUAGGAUGGAAGAUAGAAGAAGCUGCACUCUGUGGAACCACCACCAUUCCAGUCCUGGACAGUCUGCCUACAGACUGCAUUGGGAGCCACAAAUAAACCUCUGCUUUGUUUAAGACA
Molecule: messenger RNA, 873 nt
Organism: Lemur catta (Ring-tailed lemur)
Lineage: Eukaryota; Metazoa; Chordata; Mammalia; Primates; Lemuridae
Gene: SSBP1
Product: single stranded DNA binding protein 1
Exons: 8
Coding region: 189-635 (148 amino acids)
Biological process (GO): mitochondrial DNA replication; positive regulation of helicase activity
Cellular component (GO): mitochondrial nucleoid
Molecular function (GO): single-stranded DNA binding
Source: RefSeq, a predicted model, not a curated record